This is a messenger RNA of Lates calcarifer (barramundi perch), 7763 nucleotides long. It is a transcript of the gene xxylt1, whose product is annotated as xyloside xylosyltransferase 1. The coding region runs from base 1361 to 2554 and encodes 397 amino acids. The transcript has 5 exons. The record is from RefSeq and is a predicted model, not a curated record. Lineage: Eukaryota; Metazoa; Chordata; Actinopteri; Centropomidae. Gene Ontology annotation, molecular function: UDP-xylosyltransferase activity.
AAAAAUACAGAUAUGUUGUGCAAAGAAUACAAACAAGGAGAUCCAAUAUGCCCUCUUCAAACUGUGAGUUUGUGUCCUCAGGGACAACCGAGUUAAUAGUGAAUUAGGUACAAAACAGUCUCUCCUGCUCUCUGUGUCCUCUCCAACAUGAUAUUCUGAAAUAAAACUAAGUCUGCUUAAGUAACAUUUUAAUGUGCUGUAUUGUUCUCACAAUUUAUCCACAAUUAUCAACAGAAUUUAAGAAACACUGCCAAUCACAUGCUUUGACCAUGGAGUUUCUUUUCACUGGAUGCUUGUAAUGUGGGUGAACUGGUGUGUAAAAAACUGAACUGUUUCUGUGUUGUUGCAUCUUUAUCUGGCCUUAAAAGCAGUCUAAGACAUUUCCUACCUGCACCGUAGCCAGGUGUAAUUCAUUAGAAGAAAAUACAAAGCAGAAAACAAUUAUUAUAAUUCUAAUCAUAACCCUAGUUGGUGUGAAAAUGUGUCAAUCCUUUCAAAGCAUCUUAGCGGGAUCAGGGCAACCUACGGAUCUCUGAAGGGAGUCGCUGAAGAGGAGUUUUUUAUAUUAAUUUCACUUGUUUUUCCAUUUAUCAAUCAUUUACUAAAUUUUAGAAAUUGCUACUACACCUAGAACUGCAACUAGUUUAUUAAGAUGACUGAUUAAUGAUCUUAUUAUUAUUACAGUGACGAUACAACACGAUAAUCCAAACGGGAAAUAUUUUGCUUAAAGAGGCUGAAACAUUUUUUUUUUUUUUAAGGAUUAAUCAGUUAUCAAAAGAGUUGUAGAUUAUAUUAGUGCCUAUUAGUCAUAAUCACUUGAUAAUCGAAUAAUUACUUUGAUAGUUUUACAAGCCAAAAACAAAAGCCAAGUAUGCCUCUCAUAUAUUUUCUAUAUAAUUUAUAACAAUGUAAAUGUACAUUUUAGCACGUUUUUGUUUAGAACUGCUGACCUAACAGAACAAUAAAUGUAAACGCAUGGCCUGGGGAGUUAUAAAGGGCGUUUUCACCGUUUUCUGCCAUUUAACACACAUAACAAUUAACUAGGAAGACAGUCGAAAGACUAAUCUAUAAUAAAAGUAAUAGUGUUUUUGAAGACGUGGUGUCGGUAUGUGGUGCGGGGAGGGACUGCCGUUCAUUAAAGGCGCGGGUAAACGUUAGCUUUAGCAUUCAGCGCGCCGUGCGGCGAGGCCUAUUCUACGCUACAAGGCCUCAAGAGGAGCCCAGCGUGAGCUAGAGUACGACAACGAUCUACCCAGGAAAAUGUUGGCAGCAUAUAAAAAUUAACCAUGAACUGUAAGGGCACAAUAUGGUGAAUGUUUUCUCAUUUAUGCCCCCAUUCUGAUGACGCCAACAGGAAGAUAUGGGCAUCUUAAGACUAGUAGCCAGAACCAUGGGUAGGAUCAGUACUUUUAGGUCCUAUCAGUUUGUGCUUCUCCUGGCUGCUGCACUCGCUGUUGUAGCUUUUUACUACUUUGGCUCAGAGAAGCAGAACUUCUCCAGCACCACCAAGAGAAUCAAGCAGACCCAGGCCAGCCACAACACCAACAGAAAUGAUGCAGACCUGACUGUGGACACCAGGCUCUCGCACACAGCUGGAUCUGAGGAGCAAGGAGGAGAGAGCGAGGGUUUCAGAUCAAAGAGAGGGGAUGGUGAGGCUGCUAACCAACGUUACCACGCACUCAUGAUGUUCACCAAGGUGGACAAGAGCCGGAGCCUGCAGGACAAGUUCAGGGUGGCCAUGUUGUCCAUGGUGAAGCAUGGACAAUUUCUGGAAGGAGAGGUGUUGGUGUUUCAUUUUGUGAGUGAUCAGGCCAGCCAAGAACUGGGAGAGAGGAUGCUGCAGGAAUUUCUCCUUGACGCAACGUUUAAGUAUGAGGUGCUGUUUCAUGACGUGGUGGCUCUGACACAGAAGCUCUUCCCUAUUGUGGAGGCUAUGCAGAAACACUUCAGUGCUGGCUCUGGAGCUUACUACAGCGACGCCAUCUUCUUCCUGUCUGUGGCCAUGCAUCAAAUCAUGCCUGAAAGUCUGACACGCAUCGUGCAGCUUGACCUGGAUCUGAAAUACAGGACCAAUAUCAGGGACCUCUUCCAAGAAUUUGACCGGUUUCCUCCAGGAGCGGUAAUAGGCAUCGCCAGAGAGAUGCAGCCAGUCUACAGACACACCUUUUGGCAGUAUCGUAAGGAGAACCCUCGGACCAGAGUAGGUGAACCUCCUCCUGACGGCCUCCCAGGCUUCAACAGUGGUGUGAUGUUAUUGGACCUGGGAGCGAUGAGGGCCUCAGCACUCUACAACCAACUGUUGAAGCCCAGCAACGUGGCCAAACUGGCCGACCAAUAUCGCUUCAGGGGUCACCUCGGUGACCAGGACUUCUUCACCAUGAUCGGUAUGGAGCAUCCUGAACUGUUUUAUUCCCUGGCCUGUGGCUGGAACAGGCAGCUGUGCACCUGGUGGAGGGACCACGGGUACGGAGAUGUGUUUCAGCUGUAUUAUCGCUGUGAUGGACCUGUCUAUAUCUACCAUGGGAACUGUAACUCCCCUAUACCAGAUGACUGACGUAUGUGCUGCACUAAUGCUGGGACUGAGAAGGAGUCUGUGACAUCUACAGUAUAGUUUACGGGAACUAUUUUUUUACGGCAGUUUUCCUUUCUCGACCGUGCAGCUGUAGUCACAGACUCUGCCCCCUGCUGGUUAAGGGGCUAUCGAAGGGCCCUUCCACACAUUGGUGUCCUUAAAGUGCGUUCAGGGUGAAAAUAGCCCUGCACUUCAGUAAUGCAAGGCGCUACAUUAGGAUUUCUUCUGGUACCGAAUACUUAACACUGCAGAAUGGUUUACAUCAUUAUCAGGAGGAAUUUUGCUGCCCUCGAAAACUAUUAUAGUGGUAAAUUAGUUUUAUGUCGCAAAGAGCUCUUGCAUAUCUGUGAUUGGCGAUGAUGUUACACUGAAUUACAGCAAAAGUUUUUUCACAGGGCACUGCUUUGGCACCACAGCUGGGUCAGAGUUGCCCCUGUUCAAAUGAAUGUGGGGGCUUAUGUCCAUAUGAAUGAAUGAUGCCCAAUGCAUCAUGCAGUCGUUGUCAAUUUGAAGUAAUUUCUCUUUUCAUUUGCUAUCCAAGUCCACUAUCCACAUACAUUACACAGAGUGGUGGAAAACUGAUAAUCCAAAAGGAAUUCAUGUUGCUAAUAGAGCUGCACAGAUUAGAUCAACAAAAAAUUAACCGGCAACUAUUUCGAUUAUUAAAUAAUCGUAUGGGGAAAAAUGCCAAACAUUCGCUGGUUGUACCUUCUUAACUAUGAGAAUAUAAUGCUCUUCUGUGACUUGUAUGAUAAAUUGUUAAAUAUAAUUAUUUGGGUUUUGGACUAUUGAUUGGAUAAUCCUAGGAAAUUAUACAGGCUUUUUUUUUCUUAAGUCCAUAGAGAAAAUGAUUCAUCAAUAAAUCAAGAAAAUAAUCAAACAAUUAAUCAUUAAUGACAAUAAUUGUUAGUCGUCACCCUAAUUGAGAUAUCUGCAGUUAAUAUAAAGUCAGCAAAUGUCAUUCUCACUCUGUUUCCCUGCACUUCAAGCUUUCCAGUGACCCAAGUUUACCCCGGUAAAGUGAGAUGAGGGCUAAUCUGGUGCCAUUUACUUUCCACCUCUGUGGUCUGUGGAAGAAGGGGGGUGGGUGUGGGUGUUGAGGGGGUUAACACCAGUAGACUCCCAUCUUUCCGGAGCCAUGUGGGCACAGGACACAACACACUGCCAGACACAUCUUUCUGUAGGUUGGAAGAUAUCGAGGGGGAAAGGUGGAGGGUGGAGGAAGGGUCAGGGAGAUAAUGGUUAGCAAUGAUGGCACUGAUAGCUGUUGUUGGUGCCCUUGCAUUUGCGGUUUAGCUGAGGCCAAACACACGCCUCAGGAGGAGUGAUGGGUCCGGGACCGUGACUGCAGACACUGACCCACUUUUGAGUUUUUUCUUGCUGUGCUCACUGAAUAAACGCCCAGAUUCAAAGAAAUGUCAACACUCAAUAUUCAUCAGUCAGGAAAUUGUCUGAGGUGAUGCACACUUACACACGUACGCACAGUCAGGGCAGAGCAGCUGAAUGCCCUGCGCCAUCAAAGAAAAGCGACCACAGACACUUGAGAGUAAACAUUAUUCCAAAUCAAUAAGCUUCUCCUGAAUUCAUCCUGAAGCUGAUCAGUAUUUUUAUGCCUCUGUCAGAGCAAUACUCUUUAGUCUUUCUAGCUCUAAAACAAAUUGUUAACUAGAAAAAGGAGCGUAGAAUCAGAGUGAACAUUGAAAAAUAACUAUUCUCAAUUCUUGACUGCACUUUACAACUUAAAACCACAUGCUUUAUCAUCAAGGGUUUUGUUGACUAGAUGAUGGCUGCAUUUAUUCUGCUGGCUUUAAUAUUAAUUGUUUUUUGGCUCAUUAACUAUAACGUGAUUGAUUCCAUGCCCUUUAAGCACCAAUUGGUUUCCAUUUCUUUCACUGCUAAAACUGCAGGGUGAAAGUUGCUCAAAAUAAGUAAUCCAUCACAGCUAGCACUUCUUUAUUGCUGCUUUUUCAGUACAUACAGUAAUAACAUUGCAUUUCAUUCAGAAGUAAGGACUAAUUCUACAUAGUGUUGCGUUCAGGGACACUCCAGUAUUCCAGAAAGUAAACUCAUCUGCUUAUAACAACUGCACAAGAUUAAGUAUGUAUUUGAAAAGUCCAGUCUUAAAGGAAAGUAGUGCCCAGAUAUAAACAUUGUGAAAAGGACUAAUGGAGUUUGUCACAUCUUAAAUGAAAAAGCAGACUUUCAAAUUUACCACUGUCAGAGCUUAUUUCUCCACAGCAACACAGAGGUUACAAAACAUUCCCUGCUCAAAAUCGCAUCACUGCUUUGACAAAUAAAUGCAAAGUAAAUAGUGCAAUACAUUUUUCAAUGUGAUAGAUUACAGUGUAAUAUUAAAAUCAGAAACAUCUUUGUUGCAUUGGUUGGCAGUCAUGUAAAAAUAUUGGUGUCUUGUAGCUAAAGGGCUAAACCACUGUUAUUAUUUAAUUUGUUUUUCUUUUUGUGUCUUGUCUCUGUUUACUGUUUGUAUUCAUUAAUAGUGCAUACUAACACUGAGAAAUCCCUUAAUGUAGAAUUUCCUCAUUGAAACUGGUGCAUGAAUUGAGUGAUACUACUGAGUAAUGCAACAGAAACAUUUUUUUUUUUCUUUGGUUUGAGUUUAAGUCCAUUCAAAACACAUCAACCAUCAAUUUAGAGUGCCCAAUUGCUGCAUGUGUUUUUUGGUUUGUUAGUUUUGAAAGUGGGAGAAACUGAAGUGGCCAUGAGAGUUCAAAUCCUGCCCCAUAUCCAGGUAACUUUCCACUCCACUGGUCUCUGGCCAGCAGAGGCCAGUUGAGCAAAAUUCAGCAAAAUCUGCUGAUUUUGCUGAAUUUCUUUAGGCUUCAUCUUCAGAUGAUCUUUGAAAGAGGCGGCGAUGUAUUUUUCAAUUUGUGGAUCUCUCAAAAUAAGUAAAGAAAGCAUGAUGUCUGCUCCAUCCCAGUUUUUGCACAGGCUGUUGAAAAUGGCCUUGUUGAGGUGUUUCAUCAUGUCCGGGGGUAAUAUUAAAGUCUUCACCCUCGACUUCAGCCCAUAUCUUUUCAGACAGACCCUUUAUGAUGGUUUCUGGGUUUUCAAAAGUGCAGUUUGCCUUUGUUUUGUCAAAGACCCAGGAAACUAGCUUCGCAGCAAUGAUCUGGAUGAGCUUUUUGUGUUUUUUUUCACCCUUCACUCUUGGAUCUUCUUCCUCUUCUUCGCGAUUGGCACAUGUCUCUGUGUCUGCUACAGCGAGGGAUGUCACCCUGUCACUGUGGGUGUCAGCCUGUGUGUUAAGCCACCGCUCCAUUAGACAGAGGAAACGCCACACUCCGGUGUUGAUGUCAGCAGACACGAGUUGUGUAGUGGAGUAACAACCACUCUGAUCCAAGAUGAACCCAUCCCAUUUGAUUCUUUGACAGGCUUUGGGUGCAUCUCGUGCAUGUAAUCGUUGAGGAGAUCACCAAGUUCUUUUCUGAGCAUCUGGACUUUUCCAUUGUUAAUGUCCUCUAUCCAUUUAGAUUCACAGACCUCAUUCUCUCCUUGUUGUUUCUCACCAUCUGACACUCCAGCACUGACUGCCUGCCUUCAGCUUCUGGGUGGUCAAAAAUGUGGCCUUUAGUUGUUCUGCAAUGUGACAAAUUAAUGCUUGGGCAAACUGCUUUGCAACAAAUGUCACCUUUGUUCAGACAGAACUGGUGUUUGGGUGUUCCUGCAGCACCUCUCUCUUCCAGGCUCUUAACUUUGUCCACAAUCACCUGAGCGAUGUUAUCUCCCAUGGUUUUAAUCUCCAGGAGGGAACCAGAUUCCAACUGCUUAUGAUCAUAGUCUGUCAUAUAAACUCUGAUAUUUCUCUGACCUCCUUCUUGAUUAUCACCAGCUUUAGAUAUUGAAGCCACAAGACUGUCCCUGUCCUCUGCUGAUCCUUUGGAGACUUUCUCCUGGGUUCCAACGUUUUAAGUGUUUUGAGCUGACGGUAUGGACCUGUGUUGCUCCCACUGGACAAUACAGGCUCCUCAGACAUGGCUACAGUGGUGCUCUGAAGAGCCGUCAGAAUGGACAGUAUGAGGUCCAAAAGAAUCUGUACCAUCAUGAUCUUUGUGGCAUCAUCAGGUUUACCUGAUUUCAGAUUUUGUUCCGAUGUGAUCCUUCUAAAGAAGGACUCAACAACAGGGAGUAGAGUGUCCACGCUCACCUCUGGUUUCUUCUCUGUCUGUGGACUCCGAGUUCUACUCAUGAUGGCUAGUUCUGAAUCACCCUGUGAAUACUGUAUUCCACUUAUCGUUUUAUGUUCUGAUCAGCUAUCUUUGAUGCUUCGAACUUGGCUUAGUUUUCACAAACUGUUGUGUGUGAAGAGUGUGUAAUGUGGAUGAAUGUGUAUAUAUACACACACAGAGUUUUGGAUGUUACAUCAUACACACACACACACACACACCAUCCCCAACUCACCACACCACACACUCUCUUCCUCUCGGCUUGGUCUGAUUCCAAAUGAAUUCUUUAUUUUGUUAAUAAAUAUUUCAUGAGUAAAAUAGUUGGUUAUCAAAUUUUAUUUGGCAUUAAUUCAAAAGUGUUAACAGUGUGAUAAGAGUGAUAACAUGGUAUAAAGGCGAUUUUGCAGGUAUAUGAAUACAGACGUGCCUUGAGCACAAAAAGUUUGAAAACCACUGCAUUACAGGGUUUAUGUAUUCUUGCCCCUUUUAAACACACAAACUCUAAUGUGUAUAAAUAUAUAUAUGUUAAUGGAAGUAGGUAGAGAUUCAAGAUGGAUGGCAACAUGAAUGAUCUGGUGUAACUUAAUAAAUGUUACAAUGACAAUGUGCCCAUAUUUACAAUAUUAACCUAUGUUCACCCUUUCACACCAACAUAACUGUGAAAAAAAUGCAUUUGCUGUUGGUGUGAAAGGGGUAAAUGACUGUUGUCAAUAAGUUGAAUGUGCAGUGAUAUUUUUUAAGGGCUAAUAAAUGUCUGAAAAUAAAUGUAUAAAUAAAUGUUCCAUCUCUCUUAGAAAGCUGUCGCCAGAUUAUAAAGCUGCUUUGUUCAGUGUUAAAGACUCGAGGUGAUGUGUUUCUUCCAUGACAAAAACGAAUGUGAAAGUAGUUUUACACGACCUUUUCAUAGACAAGCUUCCACUUUGUUACCUGUGUAUGUUCAGAUUUCCUAAAUCAAUUAUAUGAUUACUUUUUUUAUGAUGUUCUAUUAAAGACAAAAACAGAAGUUA